UUUUCGACCUCUUCGUCCUUCACACAUUCAAUUGAUAUCUCCAGACUUGAAGGUGUCGGAGAAGAUCACCAACUCGACCAAUUGCGAAGCAGGUGCUUCAAUCAUCGAGUAGGCACCGUAUUUGAGGAGGAAGAACGAUUAGAGUUGCAAAAAUGAGCCGCUCACUCCUCCGCUCCGUCCUAGAGCUACGCACACCCAUCACGCGCCUCCCACCAACUUUCCUCCUCCCAAUCCGAGCUCGCGGCCUCGCAACCACAACCACGACGACCACAGACAAUGUCAGCCCAACCAUACCACCAACGUCCACUCCCACACAAACAACCAUCCCUCCAAUAGCGCCUACCAAACCGCCAACUACCUCCCCACCAUUGCAAACCCACCCCUCCCAAUCACCAAACCAAACAACCUCAACCUCAGUAGCGGAGCUCUUCCCCCUCCUCCGCGCCCAGCCGGCACACUACGCCACGAUCCUAAUCCACGGGAUGCCGUACCUAAUCACAGAAGGCGACCGCAUCCGUCUACCCUUCCUAAUGAAAGGUGUUCUCCCCGGCGACAUUCUCCGUCUAGAUCGAGUCUCAACACUAGGCUCCCGCGACUACACCCUACUCGGAAAACCGAUUAUCGACCCGGGAUUAUUCGAAUGCCGCGCUACAGUCCUCGGCGUCGAGAGUGAGCCUUUGCGUAUCAAGGUUAAGACGAAGAGGCGGAAUAGGCGUUCAAGGAGGGUGGCUAGUAAGCAUCGGUAUACCAUUUUGAGGAUUAGUGAGUUGAAGCUUUUGGGGCCUUCUUAGGGAGAUCUGUGCUUCUAGGAUGGUGGAAGAGGGGGGGAUUCCUCUUUGGAGGAAUCGAAGGCGAGGAGUGAUCGACGAGUGUGAACGAAAGACGGGGAGGGCUAGAUCUCCUACACCUCUCGAUGUCUCCGAGUCUCGCUUAAAGAGUAGUGAUGGAGUAGCUGGCACAUGCUAGGGACUCGUGGCUCGGGGCUCGUGGUGUAUUUUUAUCACAGAUAUGAGCUUGUUCAGGGGCAGCAGGCUCCAUGUAUAAAUCACAUCAACUUAAAAAGCAGAGGAACUAUUCGGUUGGUUAACCUCACAAGAUGAACAUAGACGGAAAAUGCACUUGUAUCAUACACCUAAAUCCUCACACUAUUAUGGCA
Hypoxylon trugodes is the source of this 1156-nucleotide messenger RNA. RefSeq lists its product as uncharacterized. Bases 153 to 791 code for a protein of 212 amino acids. Gene Ontology annotation, molecular function: structural constituent of ribosome. The record is from RefSeq and is a predicted model, not a curated record. NCBI's taxonomy places the organism in Eukaryota, Fungi, Ascomycota, Sordariomycetes, Xylariales, Hypoxylaceae. Gene Ontology annotation, cellular component: ribosome; mitochondrial large ribosomal subunit. The transcript has a single exon.